CAUCUCCAUGCGACCAGGGGACGAUGUGAAGCCGGUCCUUGACAAGAUCAAGGACACCUAUGCAAGGAUGGCAGCAGCGGGCAGCAGUGUAUCUCAGCUGCAGCAGUGCACCAAGAUCAUCUCGGUGUUGGACAACUCUUGGGACAACCUCAUCCCCACCCUCAACUCUCAGCAAGAUCAAUGGACACCUGAGUGGCUAAGGCAGCAGAUUCUGCAGGAGGACUUCCGCAGACGCCAUGUGGGAGGCGGUGCUGCCACUAAGACUGCUGAGGGGUAUGGAGCUGCAGGGCGCGGCAGAGGAAGAGGGGGUUGGAGAGGCCGAGGCCGUGGGAGGAGCUUUGGCAGAGGUAGAGGCCGAGGUGACUAUAAUGAGGGGCAUGGGAGCUCCAGUGGCAGGGGGAGUACCAGAAUGGAGGGCACCUGCUGGUACUGCAAGAAGGUCGGGCAUCCUUGGUUCAAGUGCUUCAGCAGGCCGGAGGGAUGGGCACCUCCAGGCAUGAAGCCGCCAAGUGGUGAACGCGCACAAGGUGGCGCUGUGCAAGAUGAAGGUGCACAAGGUAACGCCUAUCCUGGGAUGUAUCUCAUGGUUGAGGAUGUGCAUGGGCAUGAGGGUGAUGUGGGAUCUGUCGGAAAGGUUGUGAUGCACCCUCUCACGCACUGGGUGAUUGAUUCGGGUUGCACCAGUCACAUGACCCCACGGGCAGAUUUGCUUGAUGAGGUAAAACCCCCUGGGAAGAUCAAGUAUGUGGCAGCAGCGUCAGGUGCUUUGCUCCCCGUUAUUGGUGUUGGGAAUGCCAAGGUUAAGGGAGCUAAUGGGGAGCUUGUGGGGCUUGGGAAUGUUCUGCUGGUUAAAGGCUUGUCUGCUAACCUUCUCUCUGUGCGGCGACUGCAGAAGAGUAAGGCCGAAGUGACCUUUGGACCAACCAGCUGCCGUGCUAAGCUUGGGAAGAAGGUGCUGUGGAGUCUGGAAGAGGAGACCAGCUGCAUCAAGGACCUGUGGCAGCUGCCCAUCAUCCCUUGGAAUGGGAAGACUCCAACAGCAGCAACGGCAGCAGCGGCAAAGGCAACAGCAGGAGGAGAUGCAACUGCACCAACUGAUGGGGUCCUGGAAGCAGUCAAGAAAGUGCAGAAGCAGCAGACACAUGGUGAGGUGCUUGCUGGUGUGGAUGCGAGUGCGGCAUGGGCUAAGGCUUCAUCAAGGAGUGGAGAGGCCGAUUGGGAGACAUGGCAUGAGAGGUUGUGUCAUGUGAACUUCCCUAUGCUGCAGAAGUUGGUGAAGAAUGGGAGCCUGAAGGGCUUGGAGGUGAAAGGGGAAGUGAAGGAGAUUGGGAGCUGCCCUACAUGCUUGGAGACCAAGUUCUCCAAGUUCCCCUUCAACAGUGCAACAGGACCAGCCAAGACCCCACUUGCACUUGUGCACAUGGAUGUGGUGGGGCCCACAAGAGCCCCUUCCCUCUCAGGCAGCCGCUAUUUCUUGACAAUUGUGGAUGACCACACUCGGGCAGUGUGGGUUUACCCUUUGAACAGCAAGGGGGAGGUGGCAGCGGCUGUCCUUAAGGAGUGGAUGCCUAGAGCUCAGAGGGAAUGCGGACACAAGGUGAAGGUGAUCCGCAGUGACAAUGGUGGGGAGUUCAUUGGAGCUGAUUUUGAGGGGGAGUUGAAGAGGAAGGGGAUCCAGCAUCAACUGACAGUGCCCUACAAUCCGCAGCAGAAUGGCGUGGCUGAGAGGUUCAACAGGACCCUGCAGGAGGGGGCACGCACUCUCCUUGGGCGUGCAGGGCUACCUGAUCCGUUUUGGGUGUCUGCACUGAGGCAGGUCGCCCUUGUGAAGAACAGGGUGCUGGCUACAGUUGGAGAUAAGGAGUGGAUCCCAUAUAUCAAGUGGUAUGGGAGUGCUCCAGCUGUGAACAUGCUGAGGGCAUUUGGGUGCAUGGUAGUGUUUCAUGUGCCUAAGGAGAAAAGAGGGAAGUUGGAGGCUUCUGGAAGAUGGGGUGUGCACUUGGGGAUUGCAAAGGAUCACAAGGGAUGGCUGCUAUGGGACUUGACCACCCAGAAGCUGACAGUGUCAAGGGAUGUGAAGUUUCUUGAGUCCCUGUACUACAAGGAAUGGAAGCAGCAGCAACAGAAGCUUCCAUCUACACCGCUCAUUGUGGAGGCAGAUGAGGUGCAGCAGCCUUCAAGACAGGUGGAGGUUGCAGUGUCAGAGGAGGAGAUGUCUGGGGUGACUGAGGAAGGGGGAGCAGCUGAAGUAGUGGAGCAGCAACAGCAACAUGAGUCUCCACCUCGAGUUCCACACCCGCCUGAGCGACCUAGGAGGGAUGUGCGCCCUCCUGUGAGGCUGACCUAUGGGGGAAGAGGCAAGCCAAAUGUGGUGCAGGCUGGGAGUGUGGUUGAGCAGAUUGAGGAAGAUGAGAUCGCUCACUGCUACUGGGCACCAAUCCCUGAGCCCAAGACUCGAGAGGAGGCCUUGAAUGGACCAAAUGGGGAGAAGUGGAAGGCGAGUGAGGAUGAGGAGUUCGGGUCCCUAAUUGAGAACGAGACAUGGGACCUGUGUGACUUGCCUCCUGGAAAGAAGGCAAUCACUUCCAAGAUGAUCUACAGGCACAAGUAUGGACCUGAAGGGGAGCUGACCCGCUACAAGUCUAGGCUUGUGGCACGGGGGUUUCAGCAGACAAAGGGGAAGGACUAUGAUGAGGUAUUUGCUCCUGUGGGGAAAGGAACAACACUGAGGGUGCUGUUGGCGAUAGCUGCACUCCUGGGAUGGAAGAUACGGCAGAUGGACAUUGUGACUGCCUUUCUGAAUGGGAUCAUUCUGGAGGAGGUGUACAUGAAGCAGCCAGAGGGGCUGGAUGAUGGGAGCGGCAGGGUCUGCAGGCUGAAGAAGGCAAUCUAUGGCCUUAAGCAGGCGCCUCGUGCAUGGUAUCACAAGUUGGAGGAGGCGCUGGUGGCUGGGGGUUUCAAGAAGAGUGAGUGUGACCCCAGCCUGUUCCUGCUGCAGGAGAAGGACGAAAUCCUCAUGCUCUUGGUGUAUAUGGAUGAUAUCCUUCUCUUUUCUGCAUCCACUGCUUUGCUGGACAGCGCAGAGCAGAUGCUGGAGAUGCAGUUCAAGUGCUCCAAGAUGGGUGAGGUGAAGUACUACUUGGGGAUGCAUGUGGAGAGAGAUGUGGAGAAGGGUGUGCUGAGGUUGCACCAGAGGAAGUACUGUGAGGGGCUGGCUGAGAAGUAUGGGCUGCAAGAUGGGGGAAAGCCAGCAACACCACUACCUUCAGGGUUUACUGUGGAGCCAUGUGCUGAUGAGGAGGUAGUGGGUGAGAAUUCUUGAACUUUGAUUGAACUCUUGAGAUUGAGUUAAGUU
Messenger RNA from Closterium sp. NIES-67, 3355 nucleotides. NCBI's taxonomy places the organism in Eukaryota, Viridiplantae, Streptophyta, Zygnematophyceae, Desmidiales, Closteriaceae. The record is from the annotation of a GenBank genome assembly.